This is a messenger RNA of Carya illinoinensis, 2245 nucleotides long. RefSeq names its product BOI-related E3 ubiquitin-protein ligase 1-like. The record is from RefSeq and is a predicted model, not a curated record. Bases 1183 to 1995 code for a protein of 270 amino acids. Gene Ontology annotation, molecular function: ubiquitin-protein transferase activity. The transcript has 2 exons. NCBI's taxonomy places the organism in Eukaryota, Viridiplantae, Streptophyta, Magnoliopsida, Fagales, Juglandaceae.
AAUUAUUAAUAAAAAGAAAUACUUUUACUGUCAAAUUCCUAAUCUUUAGGCUGUUAAUUGACGGUUGUUGGGCCCCUCAAGUGUCGACGUGGAUUUAGAAAAACCAUUUGUAAUCAAGAGGCCAGCAGUACUAUACAGGGUCCAUAUAUACAGUAGUCUUACGUGGAUUUUUGUCGUUUCUGAACGGACACAACAAAUAUGACCUUACGUAGAAUUCAAACCCUUUAUCCUCCAUCUUUUUGGCUAUUAUUCAGCCUUUCCCAAUGACCAAACUGACAAAAAUGACAAGUUGCUCCGAUUUCUGAAUUCGCUCCAUAACGUCUGACCCUUUCACGUCGCGAUUGAGUGAUUUCUCUUUCACCAACACCGCUCUCUCUCUCCUCUCUCUAUCGAUGAAAAUCUCUGACUCGAGAGUUCUGUGACUCCCUGUCACAAAAUCUGCAUGUGUACGUCGUCGUUUGCGCGCCACCCCUGUAUCUCUCUCUCAUAAAUGCUAGCUAUUGGUUGCGAGCGUUUGGGAGUUCACAAAAGAAGCUAGAGGCUCUUUCUGUCUUUUCCUUGAUUAUUUUUUUUUCCCAUUUGAAUGCAAAUUAUUAAAAUCGUCAAUUUCUCAGAAAAACAAUUUAAUCAUUUCGUAGACAAAACUAAGAAAAAAUGAAGCACUUAAUCAUUAUAUAAACACACUGUUCGUCAAUGUUAUUACACGUAAUUUAUUUUUCUAAUAGCUAUAUAACUUUGUGGUAUUGUUAAUUUCGGAGUUGUUUUUUCUUGGCACUCUUUCUUUUCUGUUUUUAGAUUCGUAAUUAAUUAUGUUCAUGCAAACGAGUUAUUACCCAUAAAAAUUAAAAAAUCCCAUUAAGCAACGAUAAAUGCAUAUUAUUAAUGCGUUUGUCAUUUUUCCUACUCUAUAUAAAACCACCCAUGCACGGGUUUCUUUCAAAGUGGUCUCUCUUUCAGUUAAACCAGAAACCACAGCAACAAAGGAGGCAAGGGUUAUGCCAAAUAAAGAGAGGAUCUAGAAAGAGAAAAGGUCAUGCAUCUUUUCUGAUAUAACAAGAACACCAAUCCUCUAGCUUCAAACCUACCUCGUCUCGUUUCACUUCUCGUUCCCUUUUAAUGCAACCCAUGAAAUAUGUGAAAAGAAGGGUACGUUUUGGUUUCUGUUCUUAAUUCUGGCGAUCGAUGGUUAGGAUGGCUGUUCAGGGACAGUUUUACCAAGAAACUACAGGUUUUCCCAUGACUGGCCAACAGGAUCCACCUUUUGGGUUUGUUGACGACUUUCGUUUUAUCCUUCAUCAAUAUCCUCAACACAGUCAGUUUCCUCUUCAGCGGAGCACUCAAAAGUUGUGUAAUUUUGAUAGCAACGAAGGGGUUACAUCGUCUUCGAGUUGCAAUAGCUUCCCUCCAAUGGCCUUUUUUCAAUCUUUGGAUGCUCAGUUUAAGUUGGAGAGCCAGGGGAUAGACCACAUUCUUCAUUUACAGUAUGAAAGGUUGAGACUAGCUCUGCACGAGCAAAGGAAGCAAGAACUUGCAGUCAUCUUGAGUAAUAUCGAAUCGAAAACGUCGAGUUUGAUUAGGCAAAAAGAAGACGACUUGGCACGAGCAACAAUGAGAACUAUGGAGCUCCAAGAAUGCGUGAGAAAAGCCGAAACGGAUAGCGAAACAUGGCGAAGGAUAGCCAAAGCAAGCGAAGUCACGGUCGUAGAUCUAAACAACAGGCUCGAGCAGGUCAAAGAGAGAGUGGUUUUGGAGAGGAAUACAGCCGAAGAUGCAGCGUCGUUUUGUGGUUCAUGUGAGGGAGAGGAUAUAGGACAAAAAGAGGUAAAAAGGAAUAUCAAAAGUAUGACUUGUAAGAGCUGUUACUCUCGUAGCUCGUGUGUUCUUUUUCUUCCUUGCAGACACCUCUGUUCCUGCAAGUAUUGUGAAGCUUUUCUUGAAUAUUGUCCCGUGUGUAACACUGUGAAGGACGAGAGCAUGGAGAUUUUCUUGGCCUAAAACAAGGAACCACCGAACAAAAAAGGAAAAACAAAAGGAUCGAAGAUGAUGGAAAUGAAAAUGUUUGAGAAGAACUCACACGUUGAUACGGAUACCUGUACCGUCAUCAUAUCAUAUUUAUCGUUUUAUGUUUUCUCUACUUGUUUCCCGGGUCCAAUAUCGGAUUCUUUUGUACUGCAACAGUUGUACAUGUAUCGAAAUGAUGAUGACAGUAUAGUAAAGAAUCUUCUCCUUUUUCCUCUUCUGGGUC